This is a messenger RNA of Girardinichthys multiradiatus, 1430 nucleotides long. RefSeq names its product forkhead box L2-like (gene foxl2l). The transcript has a single exon. Gene Ontology annotation, biological process: anatomical structure morphogenesis; cell differentiation; regulation of transcription by RNA polymerase II. Gene Ontology annotation, molecular function: DNA-binding transcription factor activity, RNA polymerase II-specific; RNA polymerase II cis-regulatory region sequence-specific DNA binding. The record is from RefSeq and is a predicted model, not a curated record. Lineage: Eukaryota; Metazoa; Chordata; Actinopteri; Cyprinodontiformes; Goodeidae. Bases 61 to 855 code for a protein of 264 amino acids.
CACAUUCAAACACUCCUUUUCCACCGUUCGAGGCGCACAAGCAGACAGUCUACCUGAGUCAUGGCUGCAAAGGAGAAAGCCCUCGAGAACCAGGGAAUGCAACUAGAUAGCUCCAGUUCUCCCAGAACAGAGUGCAAAGAUGCGGAGGAAGAGGAGGGGACCGUCCAGCUGGAGAAGCCGCCGUUUUCAUACGUGGCUCUCAUUGCCAUGGCCAUCAAGGAGAGCCAAGACAAGAGGGAAACACUGAGCGGGAUUUAUAAGUACAUCAUAUCAAAGUUCCCCUACUAUGAGAAGAACAAGAAAGGAUGGCAGAACAGCAUACGGCACAAUUUGUCUCUUAAUGAGUGUUUCAUCAAGGUCCCGAGGGACAGCGGAGGGGACAGGAAGGGCAACUACUGGAUGCUGGACCCGGCGUUUGAAGACAUGUUCGAGAAAGGGAAUUACCGGCGCCGGAGACGGGUGCGGGGACCCUACAGACCCUCCCGCCCGCCUCACCUGGCAGGAAACCCAGCGGAGUAUCCAGAGUCGCUCUACCUUCAGCCGUAUGUGAGCGGUUCCUGGGGGCUGCCCCAGCCAAGUGGGUACCGUGCACCACAGGUCGUCUUCGGUUCCGCCCACGUAGUGGCCACCAGCGGCUCCUACUGCCCGCCCCCACAUUUCCACAACCCCGUGUACGGGGCCUACCAAAACCGCCACCCGCCUGUGCUGGUUCCGCACAACGGAUACCCUUACGGAGGAGUGACCCAGCCGUUGAGCCCGGACGGAGGCACCGUCUCUGUGGCUUGCAGCUACCCACAGUUCACCACAUACCAACGGCAAACUGAGGCGCCACUGGUUUAUUUCCCUGACCAGUAAGGACUUUAGUUAUUCUGACCAGUUCACAGACUCACGGUUGAUGUUGUUCACCUUUUCUGGCUGUCAGUCGUUUAUCAAGUUCUGAUCAAGUUAUCAAGUUUAUACAAGUUGCUGUUUAUUGUUGGAUGGUUGAAUUCAUGAUAUCUCACUGUUUGAAAUUUUAUUAGCUCAUGAAUAUUUGUAACAUUUCUCUGUUUUGGGACCCAUCGGCUAUUCUCUCAAAGAUUUAUUUGAAGUCAUUAAAAAUUAAACCGACCAAGCCACCAGAACUGUUGACAUGAUCUAAAUUUACAGUUCUGUUGGGUCCCCCCCCCUGUUGACUUCGGAAAUUUGUUGUAGAGCUACGUGAGCCUAAAUAUUUUAUGUCAUAUUUUUUUGCAUUUACAAAUGCUGAACACAGAUUGUAAAUGUUUCUAUACGUUAUUUAUUAAUUUCUUAUUUUUAUAAUUCUUAAGCUGCUACAUCAGUUAAUAACACUAAGGCACAGACUCGUUUAUAUUCUGUUGUAAAUGUUUCAUUCUGUAAAAAACAUGAUGCUUGUUUAAAUAAAAAUAUUUUUGCACAGGAUACUGUCA